Rhinichthys klamathensis goyatoka is the source of this 5102-nucleotide messenger RNA. RefSeq names its product NACHT and WD repeat domain-containing protein 2. Gene Ontology annotation, molecular function: protein binding. The record is from RefSeq and is a predicted model, not a curated record. The annotation marks the transcript as partial. The transcript is spliced from 3 exons. Lineage: Eukaryota; Metazoa; Chordata; Actinopteri; Cypriniformes; Leuciscidae.
AUGGAGUCAAGUAGCAUAGCAAAGUCAAAGAACGACAAGGCAUGGAGGGCAGUCUCAGAGGAAAUCAAGAGGAUCUUCAGAACUUCUGUUUUACAGCUGCAGGAGAAGGGGACCAUGAAGAGCGAUCAAGCCAAGAAAUUCCUCUGCUCAGCAUUAGAGGAUGAACUGGACUUCGCAUUAGGAAAGCAGACCCCUGCCUUCCUCAAGAAAUGUGUAUGUUACAUCCGGAAGAUAUCCAAUUUUGAUCGUUUCGCUAAACUCCCUGAGAUGGCACGCUACAUGGACAUCGUUGUGAGCGACGACCGUGUCAUGAGAAACCAGGAAGCCUACGAGCGUCUUCUGAAGGUCAGAGACGAGUUUGUUCCGAUGGUGGUGGCAGCAUCCAAUCUUCGAGUCUACUCAUCGGUCACUCACUGUGACAUGAAACUUGGCUACUCGCAGGAAGUAGAGAGCCACUACGUUGAAGGUCUAUGUAAACAGUUUUAUGAAGACAUGGUGGAUAUCAUCCAGGCCACGGUCCAACAGAACUUUGACACAGAGACAGAUACACUCUAUGACGAAACCAUACAGCAUCUGUCGCUGUGCAAGACAUUUUCAUCUUUUUAUGUGUACAAGAGUGAAGCCUUGGACAUAAUCCAGGAGUACCUGUUACCCUCUAAAGGUGGUCGAAUAACUCCCCUAGUGGUGUAUGGGGGACCCUGCACUGGAAAGACCUUGUUACUUGCUGAAGUGGCAAAACAGGCCUAUUCGUGGCUACAGAAAGAGAUGGGACCAGAAACAGACCCAGUGGUCAUUGUCAGAUUCAUCGGCUCCACUGACUUCUCUGGUGACCUCCGCACCCUGCUACAAAGCAUCUGUGAGCAGAUUGCCAUCAACUAUCGGUGCCUGAUCCAUUUCUUGCCAAACAAGAUCCAGGAGAUGAGGGAACUGCUGGUGAAUUUGCUCGGGGAGUCAUCAUUCCACCGACCUCUUGUCAUCAUUCUGGAUGCCUUGGAGCAGUUGUCAGAUGUUGACGAGGCCCGAAAGCUGUGGUGGCUGCCUGUCCACCUACCACGUACAGUCCGAAUUGUAGUGUCCACCCUGCCCAACAAGCAUGGAAUACUGCAGAAACUACGUUGCCUGAUACAUGACGAGGAUGGUUAUGUUGAACUGAUGCAAAGAGAUCGCAAAGCUUGCAGUCAGACACUUAAACAGCAGCUUCUGAGUGUCAAAAGGAAGGUGACCUCUGGCCAACAGAUAUAUGUGAAUGAGGCAAUGGCUAAAUGUACACUGCCCAUGUUUGUCAAUCUCAUCUACCGAGAGGUAGUUCACUGGCGGUCGCACAAGGAUGUGGAUGACAAAUCGUUGUGUUCCACAGUGCACGAAAGUAUUGAGCAGCUUUUCUACUCUAUCGAAAACAAGCUUGGCUCACGCUUUGUCUUUCGGGCACUGGGCUACAUCACGAUGGCACGGGCAGGCCUGACAGAGUUGGAGCUAGAGGAUAUUUUAUCUUUGGACAACAGUGUCCUUGGAGACAUCAUGGUGAGCUCUAAUCUUAAAAGCCCGCUGCGUAUUUCUUACGAUUUCAUAGCCCGGCUAAAAGAAGAACUUGAAGGUUAUUUAGUGGAGCGUCAAGUCCGUAAUGUAACACUAAUGGUGUGGGCAAAUCGACAUCUGCAUCUCAUAGCACAGAAGCUAUACCUUAGUAAUGAAGAAGAUGUGCAUCAAAUGCAUAGCCUUUUGGCUGAAUACUUCCUUGGGGCUUGGGCAGGUGGUAGAAAGAAGAUAUUCCACUGCGACAAUAAUCAUUUAGCUUCACUGAAUAUCUCCCAGCAUCGAAACCCUCAUCAACAGCAGAGCCUUCAUGGCCAUGACAAAGCUUCUGCUGACAAGCACUCUUAUGACAGACAGACACCCGAACAACCCUGGGUGUUCCAGUGUAACUUGCUGGAGCCGGACAUCUUCUUUGUCAACCAUCGAAAGAUGACAGAGCUCACAUACCACCUGACAAGGAGCGGCCGAACAGAUGAUCUCAUGUAUGGUGUCAUCAUGAACUUUAGCUGGCUCUACACUAUGAUAAAGAUAGGGCAGUUUGACAAGGCCCUGUCAGACAUCGACCUAGCUUACAGCUACACACAAGAAAAGGAGCUAAAGUUUCUUGCAACUACUCUCCGCAGUAUAAAGCUCAAAGUGACAAAGAAUCCUGCGUCACUGUCUGCUGAGCUACAGCAAAGGCUCCUUCCGGUUGUCACAUCCCUUCCCAAGCUCAGACACCUACUUCUUGAGUGUGACAAGGAUGGUCCUAAAUACUGCUCCAUUGUGCCACUGCAUUCUUCCAUGGAUGUCACCUACAGUCCUGAGAGAUUACCACUCUCUUCUAGCUACAUGCAAAUUGUGGAGAUUCUACCUACAUUAGCUCCAAACAUAGUCAUUGUGGCCCUCGAGGAUGGAUCCGUCAGCACAUGGGAUGUUGAGAGUAGACAGCUGCUAAGACAGAUAGACACAGCAAGGUCAGUUGUUCUUGGCAUCAGGUUAACCACAGAUGAGAAGUAUCUGGUAGUGGCCACUACAAAAAAUACACUGCUCAUUUACGACAACCACAAGUCCUGUUUGUUGUCUGAGGUCGAGGUAAAAGGAUCCAAGCACUGUGGCAUCACCGGCGGGGUGGCGUUCAUCAAUGGAUUCACCUUGUCCAGCCACCAUGCCUUAGCUUGGUUGGAGGCAAGCAAAGACGUCAAUGUGAUUGAUUUGCUCUAUGGCUGGCCUUUGUAUCAGUUUCAUUGCUGGUAUGAGGUAACCUGUGUCCAGUGUUCCCCAGAUGGAAUGUAUGCUUUCUGCGGACAGUAUCUCAACACGACCACCAUAUUCCACCUUGGUAGUGGGGACAAGCUUGCCACAAUGACUUCUGAAUUCUCUGGUGGUUUUGUCAAGUCAAUCCUGAUUCUUGACACAAUCAAUCAAAUGGUGAUGAUUGACAAUGAGGGCAGUCUCUCCGUGUGGAACACCAAAGAUAUCACAAAUCCCAAGCUAAUGGAGGAUUAUGACUGCAGAGGAGAUGAGAGUGAGGUGGUGGGCAUAGAGCUCUCAGAGGAUCAGCGAUCCAUCCUCAUCUGCAAAGCAAGUAGCAUUGAGGUGCUGGACACCAAGAUUUGGAAAAUGGCAGAGAAGUUCAAGGCCAAGCGAAGUGAAAAGUUUGUGGCGGCUGUUCUCUCCAAGAAUAACCAAAGUAUAAUAGCCUCCAUGGAGAACACAUCAUCAAUAUUUGUGUGGAGGAGAGACAGUGGGCAGUGCAUGGCCAGCUUGAUAGAGAUAUCCGGAGCCAUUGUAAAGCUGAUCAAAUCAACACACCAUAACUUGCUGCUAUCUGUGGCCAGCAGUGGCGUGCUUUCUGUGUGGGACAUAGACAUUAUAACAGCCAUGUCGAACAUUGAUAAAACUGGAAAACCUAUCCAAAACCUGCAGCUCUCUGGCCGAGAGGAUUUUGUAUACACCACGGAUGGGUCAGAGGUCAUUCACAAGUGGAACUACAGCACAGGUUUCAUUGAGAUGGUGUUCAAGCAUGAAGGACUCGUUGAGAACUGCGUCCUGACGACAUCAGGUGACCUAAUGGUGACAUCUGAUGAUAAAAGUAGUCAGUACAUCUGGCAUACGACCACAGGUGAAAAUAUAUUCCGUAUCAACGGCCAGAGAAUCUCACAGCUUCUCAUCACGCACAAUGAUCAGUUUGUUGUGUCCCUCUGCGAGCAGAACGCCUCUCGUGUUUGGAGACUCGCCACUGGUCACAAGGUAUGCAACAUUCUGGUAACACUCCAGCAAGCCCUCAUUACCACAGCAAACACAUUCCUUGUGGGCGCCAACAAGAAUAAGAUGUUAGCUGUUAGCUUGUGGUCAGGUAGUGUUUCCAAAAAAUUUAUCUGUGACGAUGGGAUCACAAUUGUUAACUUUAAAUUAAUCCCUGACAGUCCAGAUUUUGUUGUCUUCAUCACCUCCAACGAAACUGUUUUCAUCUGGAGUGUCGCUGAUGAGUCUGUGUGUAGGCGGGUGCAGCUGCCCAGCAACUUCUUAAAGAACCUGGAAGAUUUCCAAAUAUCACCAAAUGGAAAGUUGGGCAUUGUGUCGAAAGGUGAUGAGAACAUCAAUGUUCUAGACCUGCACAGUGGUAAACUGCGUCUGGUCCAUGCUGCUGGCAUAAUAUGGCGGCAAAAGCUCUCACGGGACGGACGCUACUUAGUGUACAUCUGUUUCCGGAAUUGCGAUGAAGAUGAUGAUGCAGGUGUGGUUUCAAGUCUGAUUGUCAUGAGAUUGGCAGACGGUAAGAGCAUCGGGACCUGUUCCCUUUACAAAACACCAACCUAUCUGUGCCUAUCACAGCGAGCUCUUAACAUCAUUGUGGGAUUUGAGGAUGGCAGCAUUGGCACCUACACAGUUGUAGACCGUGUGGAUGCCGCUCUAAAAAUCAAAAUCGCCACCUCAAACAGUCGGCAAAUCGUUAACAAUGCCUCACAGAAAGUACGACCCAAGUGUAGCACCAAUGCCUUCAAGACCAUUGCUGACUGUGUGUGGAGAGAAUCCACUGAGGUUUUCUCUCGGGACAGUCCUAUCAAUGUGUCUGACAGUGGGGAGCCAGAGACCACAACACCCACAAAGAAAACUGAACUGCUGCAAUGAGAGCACCCUCUGUAGGACAUUAUGGGCAUGAAGGAACAAGGCCAGGUUUGGAUUGUUUACAGCCACUUUGAUUCAGCUGCACAGAUCAGUAUCUGGGUAACACACAGCAGCUGGCCAAUUGCUAUUAAACUGCACUUAAGCUGCAAUCAGUCACCUUGAUUUCUCUUAUUUAUCAUCAACUUACUGUCACGAAGAAUUCAAUAUCAUUUUAAUAUCAAUAGCAACAAAUUAAUUUGAAACCGAUGCCAUUCAUAGCGAAAGCCAGUCCAAUCGGCUUUAUGAUAUGUUCUUCCUUCUCAUGUGUAUGCCAAUGUGGCCAUAUACUGUAGUUUAGAUUUUGUAUGAGUUUAGUCAAAUCAAGCCAUAUUGUCACUUUAUACAGAAGCAUAGAGAAAUGUAAUACAUUUGUAGCCAUAUAAGUGUUGCUGCCUUUUUUCCCCUUCUUUUUUGAAAAU